AUGAUCGCUGGAUCUUGGUUCCCGCAUUUUCUUUUAUAUAAACUGGGCAUCUAUAAAGCUUCCCCUGUCUGCCCACGCGUGGUCUUUUGCUCUCCUUCUUUUUCCUCAUCUCUUCAAUAUCUCGUUCGCACUGUCGCAAUUUAUUCCACUUCUUCCACAUCAGAACAAACUAAAAACUCCUCAUCACAACCAUCAAUUCUCACUCCUAAAAUGCCUUCUGCUUCCUCUGCACCUCCUGCUGCCGCCGCAGCCUCCUCUGCAGCCCCCUCCAGCCUGGGCAACAACAAAGGCAUCAAGUUCCAGAUCAAGACGGGUGGUGCUCGUUGGGAAUGCACUCUUCAGGAUCGCUCCCAGUACGAGCGCAUGAAGGUUCUACGCAGCGAUUCUGCCGAUUCAGUCGAUUCUAGCAACUCUUCUACGACCGAGUCAAAGUAA
Molecule: messenger RNA, 435 nt
Organism: Trichoderma gamsii
Lineage: Eukaryota; Fungi; Ascomycota; Sordariomycetes; Hypocreales; Hypocreaceae
Exons: 2
Coding region: 1-435 (144 amino acids)
Source: RefSeq, a predicted model, not a curated record